This is a messenger RNA of Rhodamnia argentea, 2780 nucleotides long. RefSeq names its product VIN3-like protein 1. Gene Ontology annotation, molecular function: protein binding. Lineage: Eukaryota; Viridiplantae; Streptophyta; Magnoliopsida; Myrtales; Myrtaceae. The transcript has 7 exons. The record is from RefSeq and is a predicted model, not a curated record. Bases 230 to 2590 code for a protein of 786 amino acids. Gene Ontology annotation, biological process: epigenetic regulation of gene expression; vernalization response.
CAAACGAACAAGUUUUCUCUCUCCUUCAGGAGGACUCGGAGUCGGAGACCCCCCCCUCUCUCUCUCUCUCAAAAUUAGCUGCGAACGAGACCCUCGUUCGGGUUUGAUUCCCACGAAACGGAAAAAACCCUAGAAUUUUUCUUGUUGCCUCGCCUGCUCAGAUGCUCUGUUGCUGAUCUUCUGUUGCAGGGAGAGUCAAAUUGAUUCUAUUUACUUAGUUGACCAGAAUAUGGAUCUAGAAGACAAGUUUUUAGCUAAAGUUUCCGGUAUCCAGAGUCUUUCUUCAAGUGUUCAGAGCACUCCUGAAAAAAAUGGGAAUUCGGAUGAUGCUUCAAAAAGUCCAGAUCUGCUGCAGGAGUUCUUAAAAUCUGGUCUGAAGAAGGAACUUCUUCGAACUUGCUUCGACAAGGACAAGAAAAACUCAGCCUCAUCAAAAAGCAAAAUGAGAGAACCUCUGAAACCGAACAAUAAAACAUUUAAGAAGCAGGAUCACAGGAAAGCCUCUAAUAGUCCAAGCAAUCAACCCUCUUCCAAGAAGCAAACGAGAAAGGGAGAUAACCCAAUGCGACUUCCUCCAGCCAUUGAACAGGUUUCAGAUUUUGGGCAUUCAAAGUCAUGGAUAUGCAAAAAUUCAGCUUGUAGAGCUGUCCUUUCAACCGAUGAUACAUUUUGCAAGAGGUGCUCUUGCUGUAUUUGCCAUGUAUUUGAUGACAAUAAGGAUCCCAGCCUUUGGUUGGUGUGCUCAUCAGAGUCUGAUAAUGGGGUAUUGGGCUCCUGUGGGUUGUCAUGCCACAUUGAGUGUGCUCUUCAACGUGAAAAGGCUGGAGUUGUCGAUCUUGGACAACUGAUGCAGCUUGAUGGCAGUUACUGCUGUGCUUCUUGUGGUAAAGUUUCUGGAAUUUUAGGAAGUUGGAAGAAGCAACUAGCUAUAGCUAAGGAUGCUCGUCGUGUUGACGUCCUCUGCCAUAGGAUAUGCUUGAGUUACAGGCUUCUGGAAGGUACGUCCCGGUUCAAAGAUUUGCACGAAUAUGUCAAAGAUGCAAAGGCCAAAUUAGAAACAGAGGUGGGUCCCAUCAAUGGCGUUCCUGCCAAGAUGGCACGGGGAAUUGUCAGCAGGCUAUCAGUUGCAGGUGAUGUGCAGAGACUCUGCUCUCUUGCAGUGGAAAGAGCAGAGGGAUUGUUGGUCAGUGCUUCUAAUGGCAAUAUAACCAGUAGAGAGGAGUCACGUCCUGCUGCUUGCAAGUUCCUAUUUGAGGAAGUAACUUCGUCCUCUGUCAUUAUUGUUCUGAUUGAAUUGUCUUCUCCAUCAUCUGACGACAUCAAGGGUUACAAACUGUGGUAUCAUGAGAGUGGAGCAGAAACGAGAGAAGAACCCGCUUGUGUCUUUCCUAGAGACAAGAGAAGAAUUCUGAUAUCCAAUCUGCAGCCAUGCACCGAAUAUUCCUUUCACAUGAUUUCUUAUACAGGAACGGGUGAUUUGGGUCAUUCCGAGGCAAAGUGUUUCACAAAAAGUGUGGAGAUCAUCCUAAAGAACCACAACCCAUUAGCUGCUAUUGGUGGCAACAAAGAGAGAGCCCUUGUUGAAGGAAGUUCCUCUGGUUCCAAUAUCAAGCCUGAGUCUACAGAUGCAGUUGCUUUUGCUGGUUUCAAGGUCCGUGAUCUCGGAAAGAUCUUGCACCUGGCUUCAGCUCAAGAGCGAGGAUGCUUCGAUGGAUUCUGCAGUGCUGACAUGGAGAGAUGUUGCGGAAUAAGAAAAAGGAUGGAGCCCAAGAAAGUUGUAGAAGAUUAUGUGCCAUCCGUUCCGCGUGAACUUGACUUAAAUGUUGCUUCUGUCCCUGAUUUAAAUGAGGCAGCUCCUCCUUAUGAGUUCUCCAGGGAUGAAGAUAACGGCUGCUUAUUCAAUCAGGUCGUUGAGGUGGAUGAUGAUGCUGCUUCCCAUGAACUCAGGAAGCACAAUGAAGCUGGACCCCUGAUGAUCGACUCACGGGCUUGGACGUGUGGGGCUGCUGCUGGAGAAGCACCAGGUGCAGAUUCUCAGGUCGAGCUGUGCAGAAAAAGAGCUUUGAGCAUGAAAGAAGAGUUGCACGAUUGCGAUAGUACUCUGAUAAAUGGGUCUCCUAGCAAUAUCUCUAGUGCUUCGGGAAGCGUGGACGAUAACUUUGAGGAUUGCGUCAAGACCAUCAGGGAACUUGAAUGCCGGGGUCACAUUAAUCAAGAAUUCAGGCUGAAAUUUUUAACGUGGUUCAGCCUAAGAUCCACGGAGCAGGAACGGAGAGUGGUUAACACCUUUGUUCAGGCUCUGAGUGAUGACCGAAGUAGCUUAGCAGGACAGUUGGUUGACACCUUCUCAGACGCGGUAUCUAGCGAAAGGCCGAGGAACGGGUUCUGCAAUAGGCAUUUUUUUUCCGCCCCUCUAAACCUCAGUUUGAAGCAAAUUCAUCCGUAUUCUAGGAGAAGCAUGCUGCCAACAAGAUUGUGGUGGCUGAUUCUGCAGAUAUUUCUGACCAUUCUUGCCGGGAAGUGGCUGCUUGCACUGGAGAAGGCAUUUUCGUACAUUCGGUUCAUUUGCAUUCGAAGCCCUAAAAGUUAGCUUUAGGGAAAUUGUUAGGGGUACAGUUAUUGGUUGCCUUUUCAUAUGGAAAAGGUGACAUGAAUGGCUCAAGAAUUCAGUUGAUUAGGCUCUUAUCUCCUUCUCCUAUUUUUUUCCCCCUUUUUAAUUGAGGAUGUGAUCUCAUUCUCCUUCUUCCUUUAAUGAUUAAUGACUGUCUUUAAAAGUUGUU